Molecule: messenger RNA, 3114 nt
Organism: Melanaphis sacchari
Lineage: Eukaryota; Metazoa; Arthropoda; Insecta; Hemiptera; Aphididae
Gene: Neurochondrin
Product: neurochondrin homolog
Exons: 3
Coding region: 583-2817 (744 amino acids)
Biological process (GO): neuron projection development; regulation of neuronal synaptic plasticity
Cellular component (GO): dendrite
Source: RefSeq, a predicted model, not a curated record
AAUAUCACGGCGUCCCGGUCGAACGUUUUCCCAGAAAACAGUAUUAUAAUAUUCGGUCGGUCCAUGUUGCAAGGCGGACGCGCAAGACUGACGGCGAUCAUCGUCGUUGGCCUUUGCUCAAGUCUACGUACCAAUAAGCGACGAUGACCACGAUAAUAAUAACGACGAUGCUUGCACGUGCCUAACGUUUCCGUCGCUCACUCGCGAUUCACAAGUGUUCGCCGCCGUUUGGCCACCAGCCAUUUCGCCGUGAGAUCCGACCCGAUCGGAUUCAAGAGGAACUGCAACCGCCGCCGUCGUCUUAUAUUAUUAUUAGCCAUUAUGUAAUAUUGUUCGAAACUUGGCACGGAUACCGGCAUAGCUGCUGCCGUCGAGCGGUGGUAAACUUCCGAAGCGCUAAAUUUAGAACAGUAGUCGACUGAAGAGCCGCACCGACUCGUUCGCCGCUCGCCGCUUCGGAAAUUCAAUACAAUCGCUGCCGUCUCCUAGUGUGUGCAUCCGGCCGUGCGUCAGAAUAUUCAUAAUACGUUGCAGGUACACAAUUAUUUUCCGUUCGUUUUUGUAUAUUCAUCGCUUCGAAAAAUGAGCGACGAAGUGCUGGACUCUGUCAAGAAAUGCGUGAGCGUCAUAAAUGGCGCGAAGACAGACACCGAAAAAUUCGCCGCCCUGUUUAUGGUAACCAAGACUGUGAAAGCCGAGAAAUGCAAUCCUCGCUCCAAGCUUGCCCUGUUCGAAGCCAUCGAGUUCAAAUUCAUCAAGCGUUUGUUGCUCAGCGAUGAAGUACCGGCUGGCUGUCCACCAUUUGUCUACAAGUCUGUGGCGAUGAGCAUACUCACAGCGUUGUGUAAUGUUGAAGAGGUUGCCACACAUCAAGAGAUAUUACAGAACGUUGACUUGUUCCUAGGCAUUGUGCUCGGCGAAGAUGAUGAAGACGAAGAUGAAGUGGACGAAGACAACCUCAUGCUGGUCAAUGAAGCUUACAAGUGCUUAAAUUUUAUUGCAACGUUUGAACAGGGCUUAAAAGCCCUGUUUGAUGUCGACACAGUAGGAAAAAUGUGUAAAGUUUAUUCACAAAAAAGCUUUCAGACAGAUGAAGCAUUGUCAUUGCUUGUGACUAUCGUUGAAAAGUUUGGUCCACCUUCCUGGGAAGGCAAUGUCCAAAACUUUAACACGCUGAUGAACAUCUUAGCAGUAGAUUUUGAAACUGACCACAGUGAACGAAAAUUCAAAUUAUGUUCAAUACUCUCGCCUUUAUUAAGCAGUUGCCCAGAAGAUAUUGUAUUAAACACUCAAGAUAUUUCAUUAUUUAUUUGGCCUUCCAAAUUAUACACUGGGCUGAAAGACAUAUUGACUAGUAAGCUUGUUAAAGCACAACGAGAUCCAGCCAUCAAGUUAGCAUCUCAAUUGCUCACAAUAUUUGGUGCUGAAUGGGCUCUACAAGAUGUAGAAAAACCUAAAGUAUUUUUCUUGAUGUUAAUACAUUUGGCUUCAAUUGAAAUACGUAUGCAUUUAGAAGAUAAAAAAUUUGAACAGGUAUUGGCUGCAGAAAAUUUACUUAGUUCAUGUUUCACAAUUCUAGAUGUAUCAAUUGCUUAUAUAUCAACAGACACUUUAGAUCUAGAAGAAAAAGAAAAACAGCAUACAUAUACAGCACUUAAAGGAGCAUUUACUGCAGUAUUAAACAUUUUAAAAACAUUGUCUGUAUCUAAGAAACCCUUAGAAAUCAAAGAGAAAUGUUUUGUAUGUUUGAUGCUCAUGACACUUUCUGCGUGGUUAACGUUAGAAACAUCUGCAAUGAAACCAGCCGUAAACAAUAUUUUGCCAUUUGCUUUACAGAUUGCCAAUGAAUCAUUCUUUGCGUAUCGUGCACGAUAUGUAUCUGAAAACGUCAAAUCUGAAAAUAAACCAAUAACAAAUGAUCCUUUGAGUUCCGUAGAUGUAUUAAGAGCAUUUUUACCCGCUUUAUGCCAUAUAACAGUGGAUGACAAAGGUCGUGCUUUAUUGUUAAAAAUUAAACAAGAAGAGGUAUUACAAGAAUGUUUGGCUUUUCAUUGGUCAAUUGCGCAUUAUAAAAAACCAUUGAUACCAAAAUCUGAAAGAGGUAAACCCAGAGGACCAGAACCUGAAAUUCCAGCUGAGCGUCUCAAAAAAAUGGCUGACUCUAGAGGGGCAAUUAUUAGUAUAUGUAAUACAUUUAUGAAUAUUUGUGUACUAGAAGUAGAUUAUGUGAAAAAUAGUCCAUUGUUUUUUACCCUCAUGAAAUUUGUGUUUGAUAAUCUACCUGAAUUAAAAAACAAUCAUGAAAACCUUGUUGUGUAUGGCAACAUGGCUGUUUUAGGUUUAUUGCUUCUAAAAUUAAAGACUGCAUACAUUAAGAAAAAUGACUUCUCUAUUUGCCGUUAUAUACAGUCGACCAUUCGAUUUUUGUGGGAUGCGUACACAGUUGAUGAAAAUAGCAGCAAUUCAAGAUUUGCAUUAGGUCAGUUGGUUGUGACUAUGACUUAUAAAGAAUCGUGGAUGGAGUUGCAAGAGUUAUGGUUUUUGGGCAUGCAAAAUCUUAGUGGCAUCUUAACUCUUGUUCCGUGGAUAUCAGAAUUUGCAAUUGAAAGUGGUUGGGCAGAAGGCAUCAUAGAUAUGUUGGUGAAAAUUAAGCCGGGCUCACUCCCAACCAAUGUAAAAUAUGCUUAUGAAGAUUUACUAUGUCGACUUAUUGAUGCAAACAGUGAUCUGGUAGCCACGCUCAAGAAAAAAGACGCUAUCACAGCUUGCCGGGGUCAUAAAUUUAUGGAAUUAGGUAAAAAAUUAUUUGGAGAAUAAUUAUAUUAUAAGACCAUUUGUAUUUUAUUUUCUUUAGCAUUUAUACUAUUAAACAUUUUCAUUUUAAUAUACACGAAAAAGUAAAAAAAAAAAAACAAUUAUAUAUUGUAGUACUUGAAUCAAAAAGCAUAUUCAAUUAAGGACUAAUAUUAUUAAUAAGGAUAAAUAUUUAAAAAUAUAUUAUUAAUUUUAUGAAAUUAUGAAACGGUAAUCAUUUUUUAUUUGUGUGUCUAUUAAAUUAUGGCCUAUGUAUUGCUUCUAACAGAGAGUAAUCUUAAAUUAACUAUUAUUCCAGGU